AUAGGUCUAAAUAAAUAUAUGAUAUAGAAAUAAAUUCAGUAAAAAAGUUCAAAAUGAAGCAGGCAUUUUCUUCAGAUGACAAAGCAGAGCAAGGAGUCAAUUCAAAAGGAAACAGUUUUUGCUGUACUGAAGGAAAAGAAGAAGUGAAGCCAGGGAAGGUGAUACUAAAUCAAAGCAUAGAGAACUUGGAAAAGGAACUUUCUCUUUAUCGCAAGCAUUUCUUUGAAAUGCAUCAGCUCGAGCCUGUUAUUAACCUUGUUUAUAAUAACCUGGGGCUUAACAGUGGAGUAAUUACAUUUAGUGAGGCUACGAGGGAUGAGAGGGAACAUUUGAAUCUUCCUACUCCUGUUUGGAAUGGAAGAUGUUCCAUAAAACCACAUGGAAUUAUAAGUCAUUAUCAAAACUUACCCAGAAAUUUUGGUCUACAUCCUAGUGUAAGAUCUAGUUUUACAGGACAUCGGAACAUACAGUCAAUGAUUAACGACGCAACCUUCUGGGGUAAAGAUUUCAUAUUGAGUGGUUCAGACUGUGGGCAUAUUUUUAUUUGGGAUCGAUGGACAUCAGAUAUAGUGAUGGUCUUGAAAGCUGAUGAAUGCAUGGUCAACUGUAUUCAACCACAUCCAUAUGAUCCAAUUCUAGCCUCCAGUGGCAUGGGUCACAGCAUAAAGGUCUGGACACCCAUGUUUGAUGAACCUUUCUUUGACUGGAUAAAAGCUAGAGAGUUGGUUCAGCACAAUGCUAGGUUAUUAUGUGAAAGUAAAGAAGUUUUGAGAGUGCCAGCACAUCUCAUGGUUCAUAUUCUAAGCUCUCUGUCUCGAGUCCGAGCUGGAGGAAUAGCUGGUUGAAGAGAGCUAAAUUGAUAACUGUGAUUUUUUUUUUCUCUCUGAUGGACUAUUUGCAUCCAAGAUCAAACAUUUUGUGUGAACCGAGUAUUUCUGAUGGAUCUUCAACCUCAUAUGAUGCUGUUGUAUUCAGUUGUUUAUUAUGAUCACUUGUAGUGCUUUCUAAUAGUAUCUAAAAAUGCAAUAAUUCCAUGUAAUACUUCUUUCUAUUAGUAUACUGGAGUGUUCUAAAUUUCUUGUCAGCUUGAGCUCAACCACUAUCAUAGUACAAGUUCAUUAAUUUAACUUGUAGAAAGUUAUGAUUUCCAAAAAUAGUGGGUUUUUUUCUAACUCAUUAUUUCUUGAUACAUGUAUUCUGUUGUUACUGUGUGUAUUUUGGAGUUUCAGGUUCACUGAUGGAGUUAUGUGAUAGCUAUGAAUAAUUAAACAUCAUCAAGUGUAGUUAUUAUAUCUUAAUUUCCAACUGGGCUUAGCCAGGUGAAAUUUGAUGUAACUGUAGUACUAAGAUUUAUUCUCCAAAAAUAAACCUAGAAAUAGCUUUGAAAUGUAAGCUAUAAUAUGAUUUCGACCAGGACUGUCAACUUGUAGCCCACAAGUCAUAUAUUAAGCUCCAAGCAUGGUAAGUUACUUCACAUUUUAAAGAGGCAAAUUAUUAAUCAUUUAUUAUGUAUCUUUAAAUGUACGGUGGACAGAUAUAUAUAUUCUGGCAUUUGAAUAGAAUUCUAGAUUGUCAAUCAGCAACCUGUUCCUUUCCUGCACCCACUGGUUUCGAAGUUACAGCUCUAAUUUAAUUUGACUGUAUAUGUAGAUAUGAUUUUUGUUAUUUUAUGAUAUGAAUUGAGUUGGUGGGUAAUGCUGUGGUAAAAACUUAAUUGGCUUUUGUGUCAGUAAAUUGCCAUGUCAUUUGGUUCUAUACAUCCAGAUUAUUUGAUACAAUUAUUCAUGAAAAGUAUUAUGAUAAAUGAAGUAUCAGUGUUAAUAUUUCCACACUACUAGGUUAUUAACCUUCGGGCCGUUACAAAGUAUCAUAAGUCAAUGGAUGUAUUUGUAAACAUCAGUACUGUUUCUGACAUACUGGUGUCAAAAAACAAAUUUUACACGGUUUUUAUACAAUUAUAUUUAGCUCAAAAUUACACAAGAUAAAUAAGAACCUGAAAAAGUGAUUAAGAAGGUAGGACAUUGUUACUUCUAAGUUCAGUUAUGAUAUUUGAUUGUGUAAAAUAAUGUUUAAUAUCUGAAGUUUUAAAACUGGAAUGACUGUUUGGACCUGCAUUCCUGUUGAAAUUAAGACCUGAUAUAACAAACUUGUAUCUCUAAAGAUGAUUCAAAAAUAUUGCCUUAUUUCAUACAUUAAUCCCUGUGCUUAAAGUACUUUUUUUUCUUUUUUAAGUUUGACUAUAAUUAAUCUUCAAUCAAUGAACUUUAUCACCAUUUUAUCCUAUAUGGGAGUUUAAGAUGGUUAAGUUUGAUCAAGUAUGAGAUGUUUUUGAAGUUAAAUGCUGAAAUUAAUAUAUUUGUAAUAUUCUUAGCAAUACUUGGGUUAUGAUUAGUCACCUUUAAGUUUAUUGUAUACUUCAGCCAAUUUUAAUGACUGGAAAAACUUUCUCAGUCUUGUUAGAUUUGAUAAUUCAUAAAAUUAUUUCAGUAUAUCUGUGUACAUAAUUAAUGAAAUGUUUGUUUCAGAAAAAUAUUUUCUUAAAUAUUAAAUCCACACACUCAGUUAUAUUUUAUUAGAAGUAAGUAUGGUCUUGUUUUGGAGUUUCAUAGGUAAAAAUCCCCUUUAUAUUGAAAAUUUAAGAUUGAUAUCGCUUGGAGAAAAAACAUGAUACAACCGACUUCUAUUUAUUACAGAAGAAGUACUAACUAAAAAGAAUUGCUCUUACAAAGCAUUAGAAUGGUCAAUUAAUAUCAUUGUUUUAUAGGAAAUUGUUUGGAUUUUAUAUACAAAAUUUGAAUAAAUUAUUAAUUAUUUUUAUAUCUUAAUUUUGUGUACAUGCAUUUCUUAUUUGUGAAAAAGAUGAAUAUGAUUUUCUAAAUGUGCUUUAACAUGAUUUUCCAACUCAGAAUGCCGAAUAGUUUAUUCAAGAUUCAUAAAGAAAAUGUGACUAUAAAGUAAAAUUAAAAUUACACUUAGCAUUUUGGACAUUGAUAAUCUUUAGAUGAAACGUAAGUAGAUAAGAUGUUGAAUCAUACAUGUUAUUUUUUCAUUAGUUUACACUAAAGAAGUUUUUUCCUGUGCAUCAUAUUUUAAGCUUAUAAAAAAAAUUACAUGUACGAAAUUUUAUUGACUUUUGUGGAUGAGCUCAUUGCAUACAAUUUUUUCCAAUAGACUAGAAGCCAAAAAGUUUUGAUUGGAUCAGAGGGCUUAUUUUUUGAAGUAAUUUUAAUCUGUUAAGCUUGCAGCAAAUCAUACUAGAAACCAUAUUUUAUUCAUUUUUUUAUAAAACUUGAUUUGCUUGAAAAUAUGGUUAACAGACUGAUUAUAAAAUAAAACACAUAGAUAUCUAUAUACAACAAAGAUAUGAGCCUGAAAAGCUAACAUUCCUUUUAUUUCAGAUAAUCCAUCUAUAAAUAUGCCAAUGUCUGUCAGGGUUUUGUUCCUCUGCACCUUUCCUUGACUCCUAACUUAAGGUUUUGGUCUAUUGCUAAAUGAAAGACCUUUUUUUUUUUCUUCUCUGCAUCAAAAGAUCAUGUAACCAAGUACCUUGUAUUUAGUUAUUGCACUAGUAUGCUCGGUCAGACAUAUUCAUCAGUGUGCCCUUCUAUCAUCUCUUAUGAGGUAAACAAGUAAAACCUAAAUUGGAAAAUAUAUAUAUAUACUACAAAAGCACCUACAAAUCUGUAAAGUUUAGAUAUGCAGUGUGAUUGAUUUACAUGCUAUUAAAACACACUAUUAAGUUUUAUGAUUAAAGUUUCCUGUAGAGUAAGUUAACCUGAACUCUAAAAUAUUAUUGGAAAAUAAUUAUAAUAUAUUGUUGUAAUGGUUUUUAUUGUUGAGUAGGUUGCAAAGUCCAUUUCACUUGACGGUAAUGAUAGUAUUGUAUUUCUUUCAUAAGUUAGCUUUACUAAUUUUCAUUGAUAGGCCUAAGUUUACAGUAAUACAGAUGCUAACACAACAGUAUCACAUCCUUGCAAAUUUUCUUGUACAUACAGCACAUACAAACUCAAUAUCCACAAAACUGAUGUAAUAGACAACUGACUAACAAACUCAUAAAAUCAAUCAACAAUCAUCUGAUCUCAACAAAACUACAUUUUAUGUCAUUCAAAUCACUUCUGAAACUUUCAAGAAAAGUCUAAUCAUUAAGCCACACACUUAUGUGGCAGUGUCUAGCAAAAAAAAAAAAGACUAAAUUAUAGAAAAUACAUAGCUUACAAUGUUUUGGAAAUUUAGAAAACUCCUUGUGUAAAAUAUGCAGGAAAUAUUCAUGAUCAAUGCACUGUGGAAUAGAAGUUUUUUUUAUGAUCCAAAGAAUAUCACAGUUUUUUCAGGUUUUAUAUUUACUUUUUAUGUAUUUCAUAAAUAUACUGACACAUUCUGCUUUAAUGACAAUUCUAGAUAUACCUAUUACUGAAAUUUUUAUGCCAUUACAUGACUGCUUUUUGUAAUUGAACAGAAAUGUUAGGUUUUUUCAGAAUUUAUAUGCUAAAUGAUAGUAUUCUGGAAAUUACUUAAAGGAGAGUUUACUUAAUCUACUUGUUUGAAAAUCUCAAAGUUAAUUGUUUUAUGGAAGUCUGCUAAAAGAAAAGUUUAUAUACUAUACCUGUUUUUUGAAAAUCUCAUGUUUUUUGGAACUUGUUAGAUGUAGAUACUGUACAGAAUAUUGAGCAAUAAAAUUGAAAUGUUUAA
Messenger RNA from Limulus polyphemus (Atlantic horseshoe crab), 4689 nucleotides. Its product is annotated as DDB1- and CUL4-associated factor 6-like. Gene Ontology annotation, biological process: positive regulation of transcription by RNA polymerase II. The record is from RefSeq and is a predicted model, not a curated record. The transcript is spliced from 6 exons. Gene Ontology annotation, molecular function: protein binding. The coding region runs from base 54 to 845 and encodes 263 amino acids. Gene Ontology annotation, cellular component: cytoplasm; Cul4-RING E3 ubiquitin ligase complex. Lineage: Eukaryota; Metazoa; Arthropoda; Merostomata; Xiphosura; Limulidae.